Messenger RNA from Sparassis crispa, 1248 nucleotides. RefSeq lists its product as hypothetical. The record is from RefSeq and is a predicted model, not a curated record. The transcript is spliced from 5 exons. NCBI's taxonomy places the organism in Eukaryota, Fungi, Basidiomycota, Agaricomycetes, Polyporales, Sparassidaceae. Bases 1 to 1248 code for a protein of 415 amino acids.
AUGAUGCAUCGACCGACGGCUAAAGCGAAAGGAAUUACUUUCCAAUCACCUCGGCGCAAGGUAGCCCUUGUCUCCAAGAAGAUGGGACUCGACAGUGACGGCCGCCAUUUCCUGUCUGGCACUGGCAUUGUAUUCAACUCUGGGACUCCACCCAAAAAGCGCAAGCUUUUGUCGAUCGAUGACGAGUCGCUCCCCGAGGUGGGGCCCUCAUCGGCGCUGACUGAUGGUCCCGAUGUCACGAUAAAUGACAUUGCUUCUGCUGAGGCGGAAGCUAUGGAGGAUCGUGUCAAGAACGGUGUCUCCAGGGUGUUCGCGGGAUGGAAGCCCCAUUUUCGUGAUCUGCUCGCAGUCCUUUUGGCCACAGAAGCUCAUGUGAACAUCCCCAGCCUCUGUUCCGCUGCACUCUGUGCGGAGUGUAUCAUGAACGGUCAUCACCACGAUCCUUUCCACUGGAUCGAUGUUUGGAACGGCGAGUUCUUCGAUAAAGUUGAUUUGUUGACACUGGGAUACAGGCUGUGCCUAGGGCAUUACGGAGCAUGCUGCCCCUAUGUGGUGGACCAUGUCUCCCCGUCCAAAUUGGUCGUUACUCACACGAACGGGGUCCACGAAGUCAGGACGCACUGGUGCCAUUGCCCCGGUGCACCAGGCCGCGUUUUUCAAAUGUUGCAUGCUGGGUUGUUCCCAGUGACGUUGGAUCACCUGGAAAGUGCAUUCACCGUGCCACUCCUGAAAGAGUGGCACAUGCAUGCAUUGAUGUUGAAGAAGGGGGCGUACGAUUACAUCUACGCCCUUAGAAGACUGUCGAACAAUUCAGCGCCACAGACAGUAAAGAAUCGAUACAGGGAGUUUAAUAUUAUCAGUCGAAUUUGGCAUCAUCUCACGAUGAUGAAGUGCGCGGGCAACUUCCACGGUUUGGUACUUCCAAAUCGCGAUCCUCAAUCCCUCACGGUACCCUGUUUUACCUGCCCAUGGCCUGGCAUGAAUAUGCCCCGAGAUUGGAAGGACACUCCCGCUUCGCUCGCAUAUAUACACGCGUGUGAGCUCGGCGGCGAUGGGAAUCACGGCUUGCAAAAAAAGCGAAAGCACGAUGACCCGAAUGACAUCAGCCUGGGAUUAGGACAGGGGUACUUCGUACAUCCAGACAAAAUGACACAAUAUAUGGAGUCUAUCGAGGCAGAGCCUGCGAUGCGUCAGCCUGUGUGUUCAAUGGUGCGAUCUCUCACUAGGAAGACAGCCGGAAACAUGUAG